Molecule: messenger RNA, 1480 nt
Organism: Suillus subalutaceus
Lineage: Eukaryota; Fungi; Basidiomycota; Agaricomycetes; Boletales; Suillaceae
Product: PHP domain-like protein
Exons: 5
Coding region: 65-1204 (379 amino acids)
Biological process (GO): tRNA processing
Cellular component (GO): nucleolar ribonuclease P complex
Molecular function (GO): RNA binding
Source: RefSeq, a predicted model, not a curated record
CGUCAGUAGCUUCAGUCUAGCCUACCAUACAACUCCCAGCUGCAGCUUUCCAUUAAAAUUCAAGAUGCACUUUGACCUUAAUUUCCCGGUCACUGCAUCUGGAUCCAUUUCUCAAUCAAAGAAGAAUAAAAACAAACAACCCCAGCAAUCCUCGUCGACAGCUUUCACUCCUGCUCAGAUAAAGGGAAUUGAAGCUCGUCUGGACCUUCUUGAACAUUUAGGAUACGCUGUGAUUGCGUUUAAUCAAUCGGUGAACAAGAAAAUCGACCCAAAAACUCAUGUCAACAUUCUGGAUGAACUUUUUAAGCAGUUGAAAGCGAGGCCAGGGACGGUAUUCUUGAAGCGACUUACAAUUGUUCUCGAUAAUGACAGUGAGAAAGGCUUUGGUUUGACGAACGCAAAUGUCUCACUUGUUGAGCCCUACGAUGUAAUUGCUCUCCUGCCUACGACCUCCGCGACAUUUUCACUUGCUUGCCUCACGCACAGCCUUCCUUCGCCCCUCACUGCACACAUCAUUGCUCUUCCUUUAACGCUCCCCCGACUGCCCUUCCAGUUGAAGCACACGUUGGUCAGAACUGCCAUAAAGAACGGUGCGGUGUUCGAAAUCAACUACGCAGGAGCCAUUGGCGGUGAAAGUGACGCCAGUCUAUCAACUUUUGGUGUCAGUGAUACUGGUGUAAGUGGAAAACGGAAUUGGUGGGCUGCUGCACGAGAAGUCGUGCGGGUGACAAAGGGCAAAGGCAUUGUUGUGAGUGGUGGAGUUGCCUCUGAGGCAGACUAUAGAGGACCCAAGGAUAUAGCAAAUUUGCUCACACUGCUGGACCUGGCACAAAAUUUGGCUCACGAUGCAUCAGUUGCUGUGCCCAAAUCACUCAUCUUGCGUGCACAGGCGCGCAAAACCUAUCGAGCCGUCCUAUCAGAACCCAGGUUGGUGGUUCCAAAAGCUACUCAGGUGGUGCCUCCCACCCAGCAGACCGGAGAUGGCGAGAACACACGUGACAACGUGAAUAUCUCACAAACAUCGAGUCAAUCAUCCCCGAAUCCUGCUCUGACACUGUCUCAACCAGCGGGAAGCAAGAAGCGGACUUGUGAUGAAGUUGGUCUCCAAUCUACGACAAACGGACAUGUCAAGAAAAAAAUCAGAGAAGCUGCUAAUGCCGAGGGCGAGUCCCGAAGAAAAAAGAAGAAAGGAGGGAAUAGAUAGAGACCUGGUGCAGUCUAGCAAUUGCCACAUAAUUGAUUCGUAUUAUCUUACAGAACAUGCCUUCGUCAUAGUCAUCUGAGUGGUCCGCGACCACUCAUUAGUUCUUCCUUUCCAUGGCAAAUGACUCGGAGAUGGUACACUGUAGCUACGUAGAUAGUUCAGAUCUUCCUCUAUACCAUCAUCGAUCCCACGAUCCAGAGGACAAGCCAAUGAGGGAGCCAAUGGAGGAAUCCGAAAAUACGAGACUUGCCCCCCAGUGUCAUGUAACUUGGAGGA